AUGUCCAAGCCGGAAGCUGUCCUCCCCUGGCGACAGGGUGAGCUUCGACGUGGAGAGAGCGGCCUCGUGACAAUUACGAUGGCCGAGUACGAGUCGCUGCUCCAAUCCAAAAGAGACCUCCUCGUUGCUCGCCGAGCUCUGGCCAAUGCCGGCAUCGACGUUGGCUCAUUGAGCCUCGGCGCCACCAACGACAACCAACCUGUCCCUGCUGCGUCGACAGCCUUGAGUCCCAUGCGCCGAUGGGCGUCAAGCCGCGUAGCGGCCAAGAAGCCAGCCGAGUGGCCUCCUGUCAAGAGGUCACGGAUAUGGGAGUGGAGGCAGCAGACAACAGAGCCCAAUUCCGAUGGCCCAGGAGUGUCCCGUGCGCCUACCAUGAACCAAGACGAGGCCAAGCGGUCAGUUGGACCAGAAGGCAGCUUUAGGCCCAAGAAAGGGCCGAGUCCAAAGACGGCAGACGACCACGACGACAACGAAGAGGUGGAUGAGCAGGGCGCGGCCGCCACCGAGAAGCGCUCGCUCCGAUUGAGCGGGUUGGCGCCAGAGACGACGCUCCUUGACAUCGUCAAGGCCAUUCGCGGAGGUACCAUCCUCCAUAUGAAGCUGGCCGCCGAUGCCAAUAUGGCUCUCCUUUCCUUCGUCGAGCCGGCCGCUGCCGAGGCCCUCUUCGCCCGCGCCACGGCAAACAAGAUCUUCAUCAAGAACCGAUUGAUCGCGGCCAGCUGGGAACGACGCCAGAGAGAAAUCAACAAGGGCACAGCAUAUCACAUGGAGAACUCUGGCGCGACACGCAACCUGCUCAUCCGGCGUGUUCGGCCGAACAUGACGCCAGAAACAGUCAAGCUCGAUCUCAAACACAUCUACGGCCUAGAGAUCAUAGAUAUCUCCAUGAGGGAUGGCAACAUCUAUGUUUCUUUGAACAGCCUAGGUCUCGCUGUCACAGCCAAAUGCUGUCUGCUUUCCCGUGUCGAGUAUAGGAUGUUGGCGAUCGAGUAUCAGCCAGAUGAGUGCGCGCAGCCAUGGUCUAGCAUUACGGCUACCGACGCAACUGCCAGCAAGAAGACAUCGGCGCAAACCAAACCAGCCGAAGCUGGGUUUCGCAACCGCUUCGACACGCUCGGUGAUGGCAUGUGGAGGUCGUCUCGUGCUUGA
Molecule: messenger RNA, 1149 nt
Organism: Exophiala dermatitidis NIH/UT8656
Lineage: Eukaryota; Fungi; Ascomycota; Eurotiomycetes; Chaetothyriales; Herpotrichiellaceae
Exons: 3
Coding region: 1-1149 (382 amino acids)
Molecular function (GO): nucleic acid binding
Source: RefSeq, a predicted model, not a curated record